Molecule: messenger RNA, 2118 nt
Organism: Echinostoma caproni
Lineage: Eukaryota; Metazoa; Platyhelminthes; Trematoda; Plagiorchiida; Echinostomatidae
Source: the annotation of a GenBank genome assembly
AUGAUGCAGAUUGAAUUUGUUGACACCAAUUCCCUCGGACAUACCGACCAGAUUAGUGCUGUUUUACAACCUGCAUUCGCUUCACGGCCGUCCGGGUCAGACGAAAAUGUGUUCAUCUGGCCACGAAGGUCUACUGAUUUCAGAUCUAGUUCCCUUCGCAACCCAACACCGUCUGAACCUGCCAACACCUUGGGAGAUCCAUUUACUCCUGGUUUAGCUAUCCACUCUCUGGAAGAUGCACUUCAUCAACCGUAUUCCACAGGGGCUUCCUCAGAUCGAUUCACAAACCACACUUUUUCUCUCACGAGUCGGUACAUACAACCAAACAUUUUUGGAGGUAGUUCGUUAUCUCAGUUCCAUCCCCGCUCUGCGCUUAUGGCACUGCCAAACGUAGACCAAGCUGCUGGAACUGCAGCUGAUCCGAGUUCCAAUGCAGAUGACUUCAUCGAGUUAGACUUGUGUAGUCGUUCUGUUCCAUAUAUGCUUGAUGGAGACGGAAGCGAUCACGAAAUGUAUUCUUUACGGCAGCUGCCAUUGCAGUUUUCGCGACCAGAUUCAGGACCACUAGGGAGAACCGACCAAGCGCAUCAUGAGUCAGAGUCAGAUGCGCAUGGAUUGCUUGCUAACCGGAAUUCGUCAUCAUUAUGUACAACCGAUCGUCUCAGUUGUGUACUUUUUUCUAGUAUGAUCGGCCCAAUCAACGCACUACCACAGGUGCUCGAUGAUAUCAGCUCAAAUUGUCGACAACGUAUACUUACCGGCUUACGAGAGAACACCAGACGCACUCGGAAAGGCUUGCGGCUUCUACAUCGGUGUGGCCUAGAAGACCUUUGCGCCAGUCUUUAUGGUCUUCGGAAUAUUGAAACCAACUUGAUCUCAGUUCAUCAACCGACCUUAGAGGCGCCUGCUGUAUCCCGCUCAUCUUCGGCAGCCUCAACCACUGUUCAAGCUGUAUUCUCUUACAUGGACUCGUCUGUGAUCCGCUCAUCGUCGUUCACUUCAGCCGCUUUGGUUUCUCCCCGUCGAUCGACUGUGCCGCGGGACUAUUUUCAGAGUGGAGAGUUGUGCACACAUCUGUGUGACAGAGAAAUUUCUUGGCCAUCCCCGAAUCAAAACAAUUGCCUAGUCAACUACAUUCUAUCUUGUAGUCAUUUGGGGUCCUCGUUGCUCUGUCCAAACUUCAGCAGUCUUUCACACCUGGGAUCUGUGCAAAUGGAGCCCCACAUUUCCACUCCAUGGGUCACUGUAUCAAGCCAUUUAUCCGCAGCUGACUGGCGUCGUGGUUGUGCUUCCAAGCUUGUUGACCUACUCACUUCCCAUUCAAGCUGUGCCUCUAAGUCCUCGCGGACAACUGUGAGCCGUCUGGUUGCUGGCCGAUUUCUGAUGGGUGUACAUGCCUGGCGAACUGUAUGGCCGUACCCAAUCAGCAUGGCCUCACGAGCUCGGAUUUCUAAGAUCCGUGGACAUUCGUUGUGUGAGGAGCUAAUCGAAUGGAUUUCCGCAUGGAUUCAACGCGGUGCAGUGAUUGUGUUGGCCCAACUGGUCGUGGACACGAGCGAUUCACGACCGACGUCGGACAUGAACGGGAUAACUGCUAAUGAAUUGCUCUGGUGCCAUCGGGUGAUCUACGGUGUGUCGCAAAAAAGCGAGAUAUACCUGUCCAAUCCGACUGAACUGGUGCCGGUGAAUAAUAUUUUGCUGGAACUGUCUCGGCAAACCACUCUGCGCUUAUCCAAAUCAACUCUAGACGAGCUGUGGGCGGAGCACCUGAGCUACGUUCGCCCAUCAUCUCCGGUCUCGUCCCAGUUGUCGGUGAAAAAGGUUUCCGCAUCUACGAAUGAUCCCAGCAGUUCAAAUAAUGGCAUCAGUCAUCUGCGCGCGUCUGCGAGAGAGGUGACUCGGACUAACCGGGACAGUGAGAGACGGCAAGUCGUGGGUACUGGAAAUAUGGACGGUGGAGGAUUGAAUGACAGAGAUGAACAACUGAACGAGCGAAUCCGUUCGGAUGACGAUCAAUCCACUAUACCUAUUGAAUCGCACCCACAUCGUUUCUGUGUUGGAGAUUUUUCACCACUAGCGUGUCAACCAGAUCCCCGCUGGAACGAAAUGAAUGUGCUA